Messenger RNA from Lecanosticta acicola, 285 nucleotides. NCBI's taxonomy places the organism in Eukaryota, Fungi, Ascomycota, Dothideomycetes, Mycosphaerellales, Mycosphaerellaceae. The record is from the annotation of a GenBank genome assembly.
AUGGCCGUCAAAUUCUCUCAAUCCAAGACCACCGUCGCGCGACCCCACCUCACCAAGGAGCAUAGCAGCGGACAGCGCUCUCCACCACUCGACGCGACCUCUUCCCUAUCCAAGAUGGCCCGCGGCAAGAGUCCAUCGACCAGCCCCAUGCCAUCGCCUUCCGACCGCGAAAGGCGCGCCUCCGACGACUACUGGCAAAAGGCAUACCGCGAAUCCUCCUACGUCUCGUUCCGGGAUUUCGACGAACUCCGUGCCGAAUACGAAUCCAAAUCAAGUCGAGGGUGA